Molecule: messenger RNA, 1929 nt
Organism: Phoenix dactylifera (date palm)
Lineage: Eukaryota; Viridiplantae; Streptophyta; Magnoliopsida; Arecales; Arecaceae
Source: RefSeq, a predicted model, not a curated record
GUCGGGACCCACCGCCCCAGAGAUCACCAAGCCGUCCAUACAAUCCGCCCCGUCUUAUGGGAAGCGGCGACGAGUCCAAGCCGUCUAUCCUAUACGACCCCUCCUCCGCCUCCCAGCCCCUCCUCUCCGCCGCCGCCGACGAGAGUUACCCCCCGAUCAAUUACCAGCACGGCCCCCGCCCCCUCCGCGACCUCCCCGCUCUCGUCCUCUUCCUCCUCCUCUCCCUCUCUACCAUCGCCCUCGGCCUCGUCGCCGUCGCCCGCCGCAACCCCGCCGCCUCCCGCGCCUCCUCAUUCGUCUUCGACCCGGCCACCUCCUCCUGCGUCCUGUCUUCCUCCAACUCCCUCUCCUUCUCCUCCUCCUCUUCUUCCCCUUUCUUGAAGGAUCUCAGCUGGACUCUCGUCGUCACCCUCCUCCUCGCCGGCCCUAUCGCCCUCGCCGUCCUCUGGCUCCUCCGACAUUACGCCAAACAGUUGGUGUACGCAGCCCUUCCCUUCUUCAUCCUCAUCCCGGCUUUUGUCAAUGUCUACUGGUUCGCCGCCUGCGCCCUCAGCCACGGCUGCCGCCACUCCUUUCCCCUUGCCUACCGCAUCCUCGCCCUUAUCUUCAUCUUCCUCCUCAUUGCCAUCAUCCUCUGGAUCAUCGUCGCCAACUGGCACCGCGUCGAGCUGACCGUCCGGAUCGUCCGGAUCGCCGCCGCCGCCCUCGCCGGCAACAUGAGCCUGCUCGCCGUGCUUCCCGCGCUGGGGCUCGGCCUCCUGGUCUACUUUGCCCCAGUCGUGGUGUUCUUGGUGUUUUCCACGUGGAACGGGAAGGUGGUGCCCAAGGUGAAGGAGGGAGCCAGUGGGGGGGAGUAUUAUUUGUGCGUGUGGAGGCAGGAUGGGUGGGUUCCGGCUUACUUUGCACUGGCGAUCAUCACGAUGGUGUGGUCAGUAGCUGUAAUGGUGGAGGCACAGGUGUAUGUCAUUAGUGGGACGAUCGCACAGUGGUAUUUCUCGAAGGAGGGGUCCAAGCCUAGCCGGAGCAUAAGGAGCUCUUUAAGGAAUGCUUUUGGUCCCUCCUUUGGUACAGUAUGUUUUUCUGGAAUGGUAAUGGGUGCUAUCCGUGUUGUCCGUGCUGUUGUAGAUAGUGCAAAGCAAGAAGAUGUAGCUCCAGGAUUUGUGAAUCUAGUGCUCAAGUGCUGUGCUAAUUUCUUGCUGUCAGCAUUUGACUUUGUUAACAAGUUUACCAUAAAUUUUGCUGCAAUAAUGGGUGAAGGUUACUGUUCUUCUUCUAAGAUGACAUAUGAGCUUCUAAAACGAAAUCUUCUUUCUGCUGUUUUUGUUGAGACAGUCUCCACACGCAUACUGGCUGGAAUUAUUUUUGUUCUCUCAGCAUUGUAUGCUAUAGCGGUUUAUGCGAUUUUGAAAGCUGUUAGUGCUCUCGGGGUUGAAACGUAUCUUGUUGCAGCCCUUGCAUGGUUGCUGCUCAUGGUGGUGUUGUGUUACUUUGUUCAUGUGUUGGAUAACGUUAUUGAUACCAUUUAUGUGUGCUAUGCCAUAGACAGGGAUAAAGGGGAAGCGUGUAAGCAGGAGGUCCAUGAGGUUUAUGUACUUCUCCCUGUCAGUAGAAAUCGUAGAGCCUUCCUUAACGACAGAACUCCAUUUGUUGCAUAAUGAUCUGCUUCUCACCCUUCUGUAUAAUCCUGAGAAUGUCAUUUCAUGGAGAUGACAUGAGCAAUAAGCGCUCUGCUGCCACCAGGAAGGUUAACUAAUUGCAUGCACAUCUUUUGCCUCCAAAUCAUCAGCGCUUGCAUGAUACCUAAAUUGAUUGUUCCUCAGCUGUACAAGUAAUGUAAUCAUAUUUCUUCUGAUAAUAUGACAUCUUUUGAUGGUGAAGUUGCUUCUUGUAUGCUUUAUUUGCUCCAGUUCUGGUUGCAUCUGGAUUGUU